CCUGAAAUAGUCACCAUGGGGGAGAACGACCCGCCCGCCGCCGAAGCCCCCUUCUCCUUCAGAUCCCUUUUUGGCCUCGAUGACCUGAAAAUAAGUCCUGUCACACCAGAUGCGGAUGCAGUGGCCGCACAGAUCCUGUCUCUGUUGCCGUUGAAAUUCUUCCCAAUCAUCGUCAUUGGGGUCAUUGCGCUGAUACUAGCGCUGGCCAUCGGUCUGGGUGUCCAUUUCGAUUGUUCCGGAAAGUACAGGUGCCGGUCUUCUUUUAAGUGUAUUGAACUCACGGCUCGGUGUGACGGCGUCUCGGACUGCAAAGCCGGGGAGGAUGAGUACCGAUGUGUCCGCGUGAGCGGUCAGAAUGGCGUGCUCCAGGUGUUCACAGAGGCGGCCUGGAGGACCGUGUGCUCCGACGACUGGAAAGGCCACCACGCUAGCAUCGCCUGUGCCCAGCUGGGGUUUCCAAGCUACGUCAGUUCAAAGACCCUCCGAAUGGACUUGCUUGAGGAGCAGUUCCAAGAGGACUUUGUUUCCAUCAACCACCUCCUGCCAGACGACAAGGUGACGGCUCUGCACCAGUCGGUGUAUUUGAGGGAGGGGUGUGCCUCGGGGCGCGUGGUCACCUUGAAGUGCACAGCCUGCGGUCUGAGGAUGGGCUACGCCGCUCGCAUCGUGGGCGGAAACAUGUCCUCGCCCGCGCAGUGGCCCUGGCAGGCCAGCCUUCAGUUCCAGGGCUACCACCUGUGCGGGGGCUCCGUAAUCACCCCGGUGUGGAUCGUGACCGCUGCCCACUGCGUUUAUGACCUGUACCUCCCCAAGUCAUGGACCAUCCAGGUGGGCCUCGUCUCGCUGCUGGACAGCCCAGCCCCCUCCCACCUGGUGGAGAAAAUCAUCUACCACAGCAAGUACAAGCCCAAGAGGCUGGGCAACGACAUCGCCCUCAUGAAGCUGGCGGGGCCGCUCACCUUCGACGAGAUGGUCCAACCGAUUUGUCUGCCCAACUCCGAAGAGAACUUUCCUGAUGGGAAGAUGUGCUGGACGUCGGGAUGGGGGGCCACUGAGGAAGGAGCAGGCGACGCCUCCCCGGUCCUCAACCACGCAGCUGUGCCUUUAAUCUCCAACAAGAUCUGCAACCACAGGGACGUGUACGGCGGCAUCAUCUCCCCCUCCAUGGUCUGUGCCGGCUACCUGAAAGGCGGCGUGGACAGCUGCCAGGGAGACAGCGGGGGACCCCUGGUGUGUCAGGAGAGGAGGGAGUGGAAGUUGGUGGGAGCGACCAGCUUUGGCAUCGGCUGUGCGGACGUGAACAAGCCCGGGGUCUACACCCGCAUCACCUCCUUCCUGGACUGGAUUCACGAGCAGAUGGAGAGGGACUUGAAAACUUGAAGAGAAAGGGCACAAGCCACCACGCUGAGUUCCUGCCACGAUGGAGACAUCCCCGUCCCUCCACGGAUUCCCGGCUGGAAACUUUCAUGAGCAAAUGCCUUCAGUGCUCGGCUGGCUGGCACCACCAGCAGAGCCAGAGGCGGACCAUCUCUCCACCCAGAACAGUUUGCUUCUAACGCCUCUGACGAGCCACUGGGGCGCUGGACUAAAAUGACCUGGAAGUGCCUUUCUGACCCUCACUGAGAAGUGCUACCCUUUCCCACGUGUCGAUUAGGUUUUCUCUGCAGCAGCCCUUCAACACGAGUGACAACAUAAGCAAGUCCACAUGCAAAGCCAUGGGCCCAGCAGCCACGCGGCCCAGCACUGUGGGGGCUGUCACUGUGGAUGUCCCUGUGCACACGUUUUAUCCCCAGGUACCAGAACCACACCCACGUUUCCUGCUCGUGGGAACCAGUCUCCCGGUGAUUAGUUUAAGGCUUAUGUCUGCUUGGCCCCGUAGCACUUGGAGCCUGGUGUGUUCUUGUCCCAUGCUUCCACAGGACAUAUGCUCUCCUAACGCAGUGGUCAGUGGGAGCUUGUCUGAACGUGUGCCGACUGCUCGUGUAAACUGAAACCACACCCCUGGUUGAUUGUAGAGGUUCGGCUGCUUCAAUCUGAUCUCUUCUAUGUACAUGGUGGGCCUUGCGUGUUUCUGUUAGAACAGGUUUCUCAGCAGGUCAGCAUGGCCUCAUAUUCUAUCAUGAGGCUCAGAGUGAGAAACAGAGCAGUGGGAUAAGCCAGGGCCACCUCACCGGCACAGCGGGUCCUGAGGCCAACAGAGCAGACAGUCACGUGUCAUCAAGAGGCCAGAGGAGCCCUGGCCAGUGUGGCUCAGUUGGUUGAGCAUCAUCUGGUGCACUGAGAGGCCGCUAGUUCAAUUCCUGGUCAGGGCACAUGCCCGGUUAUGGGCUCGAU
Molecule: messenger RNA, 2334 nt
Organism: Myotis myotis
Lineage: Eukaryota; Metazoa; Chordata; Mammalia; Chiroptera; Vespertilionidae
Gene: TMPRSS3
Product: transmembrane serine protease 3
Exons: 13
Coding region: 16-1380 (454 amino acids)
Biological process (GO): proteolysis
Cellular component (GO): membrane
Molecular function (GO): serine-type endopeptidase activity; protein binding
Source: RefSeq, a predicted model, not a curated record